AUGACCUCAAACCAGGAUGUUGUAGCAACCACUUUUGCCAUUUCCCAAAAAGAAAAAGAGCUUAAACAGAGGUUUUUCAAUAACCAAAGGACAGUCACCCAAAAAACUGAGCCAAAAAUAGUCCAAGCGCCCGACCCAAAACUCCACAAUUUUCUAGAUGACAUGCAAAAUGUCCUGCAGCAGCAAACCAAAGGGACAAUGGCUGGGGAUCUGCUAAAAAAACAAGCUGCGAUUAUGCAAGAGCAAGUCGAUAUUAUUAAAGAAGACAGAAAAAACUUGCAAGAAGUAAUACAACAUCUUGCAAUUAAUAAUACAAAAGAAAGCCAAGACCCUAGGAAAAUGAUGGCAGAGCUCCUAGCACCUCUAAGCAAGCAGAUUUUAGAGGUAAAAAAUUACUAUGAAGAGACCAAAAUUGCAGCCAAAGGCAUCACUGAACAAGUCACAAAUUUAAAAUCUGCAAUAAGCGAAAAAAGAAAUACAGGGAAACUGCAGAGAUCAGUGGAAUUAAGCAUUAAUAAGUAUAAUAAUCAGAAGAGCCAGUUUCAGAAUAAGGUAAAAGAAGCUGAAAUGAUGGUAAAUGAAGUAGAAGAGGCCGCACAAGAGAAUUCGUUAAUAAAUAAGUGCCAGGAUGGGAUUAGAUACUUGAGAGAACAGAUAAAGGCAGUUAAAGAUGAUACUUUGACAGUAGAAAAAGAGUUGCAGGGGAGGUAUAAGAGGAUAAUGGAGCAAUGCCAGACAAUAAAAAAUUUGCCGACUGAAAUGUUUUUGCAGGAAAAAGAUUAUAGAGGAGCUGUAAUGAGGAUUCAGGAAAGACUGGGAGGGGAGUUUAAUUAUGAUGAAAUUUUGGAGGAAAUUGAAAAUUCAGUUGCGGUUAAAAAUACGCUGAUGCUGGAAUAUAGACAAGGCACGCCGACUUAUCCCAAGCUGAAAAAGGUGAAUAUUUCGCCGGAAAGAGAAAAAAGUGGGUAUCAGGGGCAGCAGACCUUGAAAAAGAAGCAGACUGAGCUACAUCCUGCACCUUUUGGAGGCAAAAGAACAUUUACUAUCAAGCCAAACAACUUAACAAAUCUGCCAACAGUGCCUCUUAAACCGCCUUCUCCUGUUCCUAUAAAAACAAAACCGCCCUCCUUUAUAAAAACAGCUCCAAAAAUGCCUGAAACCCAAAAAUCAAAAGAAAUUGAGCCAGUCAAAAAAUUCGAAUUGCCUUCAUUUGCCUCAAAAAUCCCUACCGAGGUUCAAACCGAAGAAGUAAAGCCAGACCCCAAGCCAGUUCCAGCUGCUUCUAAAUUAAACCAAACUAAAAUCGCUGGCCCAGAAGCCUUAGAAAAUGAUUUAUACUCAGGGCUAAAAAGCCAAGAAACCCAAAACCCUCCUUUACAGUCCUUAGAAAGCCAAACGACAGACGCUGUCACAAAAUUCGUCCUAAACCAAUUACUGUCAAAAGAAAAGCUUCAUCUGGAAAAACCCCAAGGAAACAAAGCAAAAUGGCUGGGGGUUGAUGGAAUCAGCGACCUCGUAAAGCAAAAUUUAUUAAUAGACUCCUUUACAAUCGAAAAAGUCGGCCAGCAAGUACUAGAAGAAGAAAUAGAAAAAAUGGGGCAAUCAUAAAAAAACUAGAUGGGUAAAUUAGAGUAAAUUUGAAAUCUAUAAAAUGACUGUAAAUUUUAAAAUUGCAUGAAAAAUCCCAAACGGAAAAUUUUUUUAAAGCCAUACUGUAAAAUCUCCUAAUUAUUUUUUGUUAUGAAAAAGCCCCUAAAAUUUGUAAAUUAAAAAAAAUUCUGGAUAAGAUGCGAUAAAGCUCCUUUAUUUAUUUUGUCUCAAUUAUGCAGAUUAAUAGCUAUGAAUCAUAUGAUAUAGAUUCUCUAUUUAUACGAUCGGACAACUUCUAAUAGUAUUAAUUCACAAUAUCAUUUUGUUUUCGAAGGGUUUUUUCAUGUGAAAAAUGAAAAAAAAAAACUACUGUGGAGGUUUUUUUACAGUAUGGUUUUAAUUUUUUUCCUAUGGGUAUUUUCAUGAGAUUUUAAAAAUAAAAUUUACAGUCAUUUAUAGGUUUAAAAUUUACUGUAAUUUACCCAUCAGUUUUUUUUCAUGGACCCCCAAAAAAAUGCGAACGAAAAAUACUAAAAAAGAAGACUCAAAAAGAGACGAGUCCUAUGCAGACGAUUUUGAAGAAUAUAAUGAGGAUUCUAAAGACCCAGCCAAAGAACAGAAAGUUGAAAUUCCAAAAAUACCAAUAAAGAAACCGGAGGAAAAUAAAAACAAUACGCCAGUUUUAGAGCCUCCAGAAAGUGGUGAUAUUGAGUCAUUAUUAAACCCGCGGCUGCUUGGUAUGAUGAGUGCAGCGGCUGUGCAGCAUUAUAUAACUGCUUUAAUUGAGUCUGGCCACCUUGGUCGUGCCCAUUCUAUUUCUCCACCAAGUUUAUUUGAUAGAAAUUCCACCCCUCCUACACAGAUUUUUAAUCCUCCAGUGCAGACCCCUAUGACGAACCAAAAUCAGUCAGAUUUUACGAUUUUGCCUCCACAAAUUCAGACAAGAAUAGAAAUCCCUGAAGAGCUGAAAGGAUUUUUUAAUACACCUAUAGGAGAACAGUUAUUAAGAAUAAUUAAAGAAAAUAAAAGCCAGACUCCUCAGCAGAUUUUAGAAGAAUGGGUCAAGCGCUAUAUGGCGAGUCCGAGAGACCCUUUUACCCCUUUGAAUUUGCAGUACCCACCGAGGCAAGAAUUUAAUCAUGAUAAUAGGGAAAAAAGCAUUUUUGGGGAUAUUUUUGCAAGCCAAAUGCCAAAGCCUCAGUUUAAUGCAGAAAAAGAAGAGAAUGUGAUUAAAAAAGAGUCCAUGGCGCCUAGGAGGGUUUUUGAUAUCCCGAUUUUGAACUUGCAAAAAGCUGUGCCAAGCAGCCCUGGAACUCUUGCAUUUUUGCUAUCAGAAUCUGAGUCGUCGUCUGGGAUUUCUUCAGGAUCUGUAGGUUCUGAGCUCUUUUUUUCAGAAAAUCCAGGGUUUUUGAGUGGGUUUAUUGACUUUGUGAAAAAAUCAAGGGAAAUUGAAGAAGGGCAAGUUCCUGGGAGUUAUGAGACUUCUGAAGGAGAAGUCAAACACCCAGAAAUAGAAGGACUGUCAUCAGGAGAAAUUCCUUCUGAGGUGCUUUUGCCUAGCCCUCUUGGAAUUGAUAGAAAUUGGGAUAGAGUAAGAAUUUCCACUUCAGAUUUAUUGUCAAAUGAAGAAACCUUUGAGAAAAGUGAAGGGGAAUUUGACCCUGCAGCAAUUUUCAGCAUUUAA
This is a messenger RNA of Blepharisma stoltei, 3274 nucleotides long. Lineage: Eukaryota; Ciliophora; Heterotrichea; Heterotrichida; Blepharismidae. The record is from the annotation of a GenBank genome assembly.